Molecule: messenger RNA, 1037 nt
Organism: Raphanus sativus (radish)
Lineage: Eukaryota; Viridiplantae; Streptophyta; Magnoliopsida; Brassicales; Brassicaceae
Exons: 10
Coding region: 32-757 (241 amino acids)
Biological process (GO): maturation of 5.8S rRNA; maturation of LSU-rRNA
Cellular component (GO): preribosome, large subunit precursor; nucleolus
Molecular function (GO): rRNA primary transcript binding
Source: RefSeq, a predicted model, not a curated record
UAAGAGAGAUAGAGAGAGACAGCCGGAGAAGAUGAAGGAGGAAACGGCCAUGGAAGAGCCAGAGAGGAAGAUCCCGAGGAAGAUAGCGAGCCUGGAUGAUGAUGAGCUCUGGGCAGGAUUUAAAUGGGAGGAAACAGAUAAGAUCUUGAGUGGUGAAAUCAAACCCAAAACCUUGAUCACUACCUACCAUAUGUCCCCAUCUUCUACACGAUAUCCUGAGAGGGGACCAUUUCUUGCGAGAGAGAUGGAAGCGGUGUUCCCCAAUUCUAAAUACAUGACCAGAGAGCCCAACGAAAUGCUUGAUUCUAUCAUAGCAUUAGCGAGAAAGAAUGAUUGUACAUCUCUCAUCCUCGCUCGUUCAAAUUCUCCCAGAGAGGAUAUAAUCUAUAUCCUAAACUUGCUGAAUAAUGCCACCGCUGUGUUUAGGGUUAUUGAUCUCGUCCCACGGGAGGAUAUUCCGAAUCGGUCUGAUCCCAUUAGUGCCCUCUACCCGAGUAUUCAGAUGAGAGGUUUUGAGUCUCCUGCCAGUGUUGGCACUGCCAAAAUGAUACAAGCUCUCUUCCCCUGUGUCCCUCCUGUCCGUGGUCGAAGGAGUAUUGCAUGGUUCGAGAAGCAAAAAAACUAUAUCUUUUUCCGACAUUCUGGUUACUUCAAAAAGGAAACCGUUGAAGGACAACCUCCUCCUAGUGUUCCCAUGCUGAUAAAGGGAAUGUGGACCUCGUUUUGCGCUCCAGUUCACUGGUUUACAUUUAUUUGAUGCUCACAACCUAGACUUCUAUCCGGUUUGCUUGCCGGAUAUAACUUGGACGACUCGAUUAAAACCACUUCCUCUGCGCUGAACACCCUUUUUUUUUUCUUUCGUCUCUAUAUGUUAAUUCGCCUGCCUUAAACUAUCCCUGGACUUUUAUCGUGACACUUUAAUUUAUGUUUGCAACAACACAAGUAGACUACAACAGUGUUUUGCGGCUUGUGUAUGGAUUAAUUUCCUUGUUUUUUUAAGUCCCCACUCGACCUUAAAAUAAAUUAGCUUUUGUGCA